AUGUCCGAACAAAACAAACCUCCAGCACCACGAAUAGCGAUCAAAUUCGGCGCGCCAUCAAAUAAUAACAGCACGAAGAAACUUUCAAGACCAAAUCCACCCUCCGCUCUUGGCAAACGAUCGCGACCACACGCUUUAGGAGGCGGUUCUGACUCCGAGGACAAUGACGAUGAUGGCCGUGGACAGCACGAGAAGAUCACUGGCUUUGGAGUAGAUGGCGCAGAGACAGAGCGCAAGGCGAGAGAUGCAAGGACAGAAAAGAAGGACUAUGUGAUUGCCCGACAAGGGAAUCGCGACUGGAGAUCAGAGGCCAAAGCGCAGAGGAAGGGCAAGAAUCUGCUCCCCGCUGAAGCGAGAGCGCAGCAAAACGGCACAACUUUUGAGACAGAACCUGCGGAUCAGGAUAAGGGGCUCAAAUGGGGUCUGACAAUCAAGGAGAAAAUCGAGGAGGACACCAAAGAUGCCGCCUUAGAUCCGAACGCGCAAAACACACCCCAAGAGGACGACAACAAGGCUCCAAUCUUCAAACGAUCAACAGAUGACGAAGCUAUGGAUGCGCUAUUGGGAAAUACAGAGGAGGAGGAAAAGGUCAUCCAUCCAACUGAAGAGGAUGCCUACCGUCGUGACAUUCAAGAAGCAGGGGAAGCAUCAACGCUCGACGACUACGAAGCAAUGCCAGUGGAAGAAUUCGGCGCAGCUCUUCUCCGAGGUAUGGGCUGGGACGGAAAGCCCCGUGGCGCAGUAAAAGAAGUCAAGCGACGGCCCAAUCGACUCGGUCUCGGGGCCAAAGAGCUCAAGGGCGAAGAGGAUUUGGGCGGGUGGAACCAGAAUGGCAAAAAGAACAAACGACCACGCCUGGACGAAUAUCGUCGAGAGGAAAGCAAGCGGAAGGAGGGACGUCACCACGAGGACAGUUAUAAGCGCGAGCGUGAGAUGGAUAGGGAUCGAGACAGUAAGCACGGACACCGGGAUCGUGACCGCGGAGGUCGUGAUCGCGACAGGCCCAGAGACUACGACCGACAUCGUAGUCAUCGUGACCAUGAUCGAAGACGGUGA
Messenger RNA from Fusarium sp. VM40, 1056 nucleotides. The record is from the annotation of a GenBank genome assembly. NCBI's taxonomy places the organism in Eukaryota, Fungi, Ascomycota, Sordariomycetes, Hypocreales, Nectriaceae.